AUGAGGACGCUAACCCGGGCACUUGCCCGCCUCGCCAAGUCCCGCUCUUCCGACACUAAACUUAUGCAAUCCCUAGUCGCGCUCGCGUGGUACUCAGAGUUAGUUGUCCAGGAACACAGCACGCUCAAGGCUAUGACAAACGUUUGCUCCCGCCUUGAGCAAUAUGAGGUAAAAAUAGAGAAGAUUGCCAAAACAGCCACAGAGGCCUGCGAGCAGGCUAAACAGAGUACUGACAACUUAUCCAGCCUCGCGCAACGACUAGGAGAGGACGCGGGCGACAUUAAAGACACCCACCAGUCUCUCCGCACCAUCUCCGACAACCUCCACGGCAUGGCCGCCGACGCAGGACGGACCAUGAGGGAAGCCGCUGAGUCCUUCGUUGAAACACAUAAACUGGAGGCCGUCCCGCAGGUAGGCAGCUACAUUCAACCUGCACCACUAACCUAUGCCGCAGCUGCCAGUCAAGCCCUCCCGCCUGCGCAUACACAGACCCUUGCUAGAGAAAAAACCCGGACCUGUCAAGUCAUCAUCGACGGAGCCACGUGUAAGCAUGCUGAUGGUACAGGCCUCAACGAAGACGAACUCCUCGCCAAAGCAAAUACGGCCUUCGACCUUAUGGGAGUGGCACGGGCAGACGCCCCUUCAGACUUCAAGUUCAAGUCGGUUCACUACAUGCGCAACGGAGGAAUCACUUACACUUUGGAUAGCCCAGAAUCAGCUAAGUGGCUACGCAGAUCUGAUGUGAUGAAAAGCUUCUUAGAACAUUUUGGUGACCAGGCCUCCCGCGUGAAGAUACACUUACACUCAGUCCUCGCUGAAUUUGUCCCUGUAGCAUGCAACCCAAGUAACAGCAACUACCUCCGGGUUGUCGAGGGCUUCAACAACCUUGACCCGAAUUCGAUUGAAGAAGCCCGCUGGAUCAAACCUCCGGAACGCAGAGCGAAAGGCCAGAAAGUCGCCCACCUCAUCCUUCGUUUUAACAGCCCGACUGCUGCUAACCGCUCCAUCUGUGACGGCCUCAUCAUAGCCAGCAAACAGGUCUCAGUUAGAAAGCUGAUCCGGGAACCUCGUCGUUGCCUCAAAUGCCAGAAAAUCGGAGUCCCGCACCUUGCUAGUGACUGCAAGCAGAUCCACGAUACUUGUGGAAACUGCUCCUCUAUCUCCCACAGGACUUCAGUAUGCGAGGCAGACCCGACUGACUUCAGAUGCAGCAACUGCAUCUCAGCAGGACGAGCAAAUGCAGACCACGCGGCGUGGGACCGCGACUGCCCCAUCUUCCUCGAACACUGCCGUCGCAUGGAGGACCGCCAGCCAGAAGCGAAGUAUCGUUUCUUCCCCACAGAUGAUCCAUUCUCCUGGGAGACCAUAGGCCAGCCAACACUACCCGCAGCACCUGCGGCACCUCCACACUUCCAUCCACAUGCUCUCGCACCCCCACCUAAUGCACCAUCCUCACAGAGCUGGGCGAACGAGGUUGACGAACUCUACCCACAACCGAACGUGUUCCCUCGCCCUUCACAGGCACGUCGGGCCCGCGAGGCAAAGCACUCCAGUGUAGCAUCGCAGACGCGGCAGCCAUUGGACCAGGCUCGCAUACACCGCUCGAACUCCCGGUCAUCGUCCAGACUCUCAUACGCCAGAGCCUCCCCCAUCGGUUUCCAUGCCUGA
Sparassis crispa is the source of this 1668-nucleotide messenger RNA. RefSeq lists its product as hypothetical. NCBI's taxonomy places the organism in Eukaryota, Fungi, Basidiomycota, Agaricomycetes, Polyporales, Sparassidaceae. Bases 1 to 1668 code for a protein of 555 amino acids. The record is from RefSeq and is a predicted model, not a curated record. The transcript has a single exon.